This is a messenger RNA of Micropterus dolomieu (smallmouth bass), 2240 nucleotides long. It is a transcript of the gene ldlrad2, whose product is annotated as low density lipoprotein receptor class A domain containing 2. The coding region runs from base 204 to 1358 and encodes 384 amino acids. The transcript is spliced from 5 exons. Lineage: Eukaryota; Metazoa; Chordata; Actinopteri; Centrarchiformes; Centrarchidae. Gene Ontology annotation, molecular function: protein binding. The record is from RefSeq and is a predicted model, not a curated record.
UAAAAGGCAGAGUUUUUAUGAUGGAGAGCAGAGCGGCUGAUCCGAUCUCAACUCACAGCUCCUGUCCUGUGGUCUCAUAUACAUUCCAGCGAAAGUUGUGAGCAGCUUUGACAAUUUGAUGCGCGCUUGGAAUGACUCUGAUAUAUCCUCUGUGAGCGGACUGUACCGGACUCUCUCCUUCUCGCACUUGCCUCUCAGCCUGGAUGAUGGAGGUGGAGGGCUGCUGGCAGAGGCUGCUCAGGCUGCUCCUCCUGCUCUGCUUCAUGACUCUCCACAGCUCGGCCAUCGAGACCGUGAAUGUGGUGGACUUCUGUGGCCAGACGAUCCAGGGUGACGGCAUGAUUGUCAACUCGCACCAGGAAUCUAAGAAGUACUACUUUGUGACCAUGGGGACUGACUGCCACCUCACCAUGCAGGGCAGCUCUCCUAAAGACAAGGUCCAGUUCCACUUUCGUUUCUUCCUGGUCUACAGUUUGCUACGAGUGGCUCCUCUGAGCCCGGCUCCUCUCUUCCCAGAGUCCCCUCGUGGCUCCGCCCCUCUCAACCCUAGGCUGGAACCCACCUCUGGUGAAAGCUCAGGGGACCCGUGUCAUGCCGGCUCAUACAUUCAGUUUUAUGAUGGACGGGACAAGAGCUCGCCUCCCCUUGGGCCUCCUCUGUGUGGGAAGAGCCCGCCCCGGCCGGUGCUGUCCACAGGAAACUAUCUGACUCUGAGACUGGUGACCCGGGGGACUCAGCCCAGAGUCGACUUCGUGGGGGACUUCACCUCCUUCAGACUGGGUUUUAACCAGUCAGAGUGCAGCAGUGAGCCUUAUUUCCCUUGCAGGAAUGGGAAGUGUAUCCCUCUUGGUCUGGUGUGUGAUGAUAAAGGCAUUGACAACUGCGGGGAUGGAAGUGACCUGGAGGAAAACCUGACUACAGGUUGUAAAGCAGGUCAGCUUUUACCUCCUGAACCUCCACCACCAAUAGCAACCCCACCCCCGCCCUCUGUGAAUCCACCUACUGCUCCAAUUCUUCCACAGAUGAACUGUGGCAUGCCAGACAGCACUCCCAGUCAUGAGUCGGUAACAGACUCCCCUGCCUCCCUGUUGGUUAUCUACAUCAUCCUGGGUGUUGUAGCCGGCAGCGUGGUGCUCUGCUGGUGCUGCUGGUCACCUGGCUGGUUCCUGUGGCGCAUCAGCAUCUGUCGCUUCUUACCCUGCUGUGGCUCCUGCCAGCUCUGCGUCCACAGCUGCUCCCACAGCAAGGAGCACCGACUGGCAAAAGUUACCCCACAUACACCGGCCACUGGGACGGCGACAGGCACAGCGGCCAACACCAACAGUGCUGAUGACAAUGUUAGCGCAGCAGCUGUUUAGAACAGGGGGACCGUCCGGUUGAUUAGUUCUGGUACACAGAGACGUGGGUACAGCAUGGUGAUGCUGAGCUGUGAUCAGUGCUGAAUAUGAACAUUUACUGCGUUAGGCAGUACAACAUGACCAAGAAUCUUUUUAGUAAAUGUUGAACUGAUGACCAGUUUGGGUUAAACUGUGGUUUGUGUGCUUUAAAUGUGAUUUAGGUGAUGAGACUGCUGUGUUUGUGUUACAAGAAGGUAAAGCAGGGUAUGCAGUAUGACUAUGGAUUGUAUGAAUGUUUAUAAAAGGAUAGGUUUAGCAAACAUUUUUGUUCACAACACACUUUGUCUGUUUUAAAGUAAUCUCUUACAUAUUAUGAUGGCUGCACAUUCUGUUUAAGAGGCUGCUUACGAAGUUUGAGAAGUCCAGCCUUCAAUGCUUGCCCAGUUUUCAGAUGAGACAAUGAAGACUGUUAUGUUAUUAGUGUGAACAGUUUUUCGUCAUAAACUUGUUUGUUUCUUAUAAAUGUGCUCUGUCUUAGAUGCAACAUUUUAGUUAUGCAGUGAAACGUCCAGUCCACACAGCUUUGACCAAAAGUUUGCAAUGAACACAUGCUGAGGAAACUGCCCCACAUCUACUAAGUCACCCACCUGGUGACAACAGCUGUUCUCCCUCUGAGAAAUGCCUUCAAACUUUCCACUCUCCUCCCAGCAGUCCACUGUUGUUCCAAAUAUAAGCCAAAGUGAAGUUUGGACAAUAGAGAACAAGUCAUCCAGUGUGUAGCAGUUGACAUUCUGUAAGGAAAACCAUAUUUAACUACGAACUUCUAACAUGCUAUUGUGUGCACAAAAUAAACAGAAAUUCCUGUUAAUGAAAGGUUCAGUCUGUAAGUUUUAGUGGCAUCUA